AUGCCCACAAAUCAGGACCAUAAUACCAGGCCGAAGAAGCUGCAGCGCAUCUCGCAGGCUUGCGAUUUGUGUCAUAGGAGGAGCAUACGCUGUCGUCCCAGCGUUGAAAAUCCUCAAUCAAAAUGCCAGAAUUGCUAUGAUUUCGCUGUGAACUGUACAUACAAGCGACCGUCUCGACGACGGAGGAACCCCUCUGCUGGAGGUGCACCACCAAACCUCCUGCCUACGCAGCAACAACAUCAUGCAAGUCUCAAUAAUGCUUCAUUCCCCGGGAGCUUCGUCCCUCCAGAUUACACCGGAGCAUACAUGACAGUUCGCGAAGGCAAAUCCACUGAUUUGCUGGGAAUUGCCUGGAGGUCGUUUGCCGCUGCCAGUCGACGGACCAUUGACCAGUACAUGGAGAUAUACAUGGACGUCGUAUACCCAAUCUUCCCACUAUUCCAUGGGCCUAAGCUGUGGGACCGUCUCCGAAAACGACAACACUUGACCGAUCGAGGAUUCUUUGCAUCAGUAAUGGCAGCAUGUGCGCUUGCAGCGGCUCGAGCUCGUGAUGGUGUGAUUGGUGGUAAGUACCAGUUUGAGGAGACGCUGGAGAAUUCGCCAGAGAUAUUCUUCUCAGCAGCGCAGGACGCGAUCUCUAAAGAUCUGACCAAAUCUACUGGAAUCGACUUUCUACGAGCAUGUGCCCUGCUCGCCCUCACAAGCAUGCAGUAUGGCCAGAUUGCGUCAAUGCACCAGUAUUUUGGACACUACACGACGUUGAGCGCGACACAAUCAUUUCACGACGAAGAUAAGUGGCCUUCAAAUCUGAGUCAACAAGAGGUGGAAGAGCGAAGACGACUAUUUUGGUCCAUGUAUUGCUUCGAUGUUUAUCUCUCCGUGGUAUUCAAUACGAUGGUGAAGACUCAGGAAACGCAUUCAAAUGUGUGCUACCCAAGCGAAUCUUCGGACGAGGAAAUAUCUGCAGGCAUGGCGAGCACAAGCGACAGCAACAAUUGGCUGAGAGGAUGGAACUUCACCACCGAUUUAUACCGUGUUCUCGAGCAUACCAUCAAACGCAUCCGCGGCAACAGGCAGCGAAGAGAAGAUCGCAUCUCUAUUGUCCGCAUGAUGAUUUCGGAUACCAUUCCUGAUCUACAAAUCAUGGAAAACGUGAUCGAUCUCUACUACCAGCUUCCGCCUCGAUUCAAUGACUUCAAGGCUCCAGUCGUGGGCGAUAGGAGCCAGGACAUAUUCGGCUUUCAAGCUGCGAACAUCCAAGCCACGUUGCAGCUCGUCCGCAUCACGCUUUUCGAAUCGCACAAUAGGCACAAUGUGCUCCAGAAGUGCGACGUUGCGGAACAGGUACUCACUACUUUCCAAAGCAUUGCACCGCACUAUCUUCGCGCGAUUUCGACGCCGCUGAUAUAUCAUCUCGGCGGCAUAGGCCAAAUCCUAGCUCAGGUCAUGCAAGGCGUCCUCACAGAAGACUCGUACCAGCGCGUGAGAUCGCUCCUUGGGUCCAUGGCGGAUCUGCUUGAGGAGCUAGAAUCUGGCCUAUCGCCGACAGCCGGCGCGAGCACAGGACUUCGAUACCAGAUCGACCGGAUCGACCAGUACAUGAAUGCGCAGCGAGAGAUGCUGGCAUCUACUAUGCACCACCCUCACUCUCAAGCACAUGCUUCGAAUGGCAUGACAGCGUCUAUGAUUUGCUCGGGACAAAUGCCCAAUGGCUCUCAGCUUCCUAUAAACUCUCUGGGCAUGAGAACGCCGCUUGGCGAGUUCCAGCUACCAGCAGACCUUACAGGGGACUGGCCAUGGCCUUUUGAAUUUGCAUCACAGGACGCGAACGGACAGCUAUUGAGCGGCUUUGAGGAGAACAACCAUUAUUAA
Pseudocercospora fijiensis CIRAD86 is the source of this 1872-nucleotide messenger RNA. RefSeq lists its product as uncharacterized. The transcript is spliced from 2 exons. Bases 1 to 1872 code for a protein of 623 amino acids. Gene Ontology annotation, molecular function: DNA-binding transcription factor activity, RNA polymerase II-specific; DNA binding; zinc ion binding. NCBI's taxonomy places the organism in Eukaryota, Fungi, Ascomycota, Dothideomycetes, Mycosphaerellales, Mycosphaerellaceae. Gene Ontology annotation, biological process: regulation of DNA-templated transcription; DNA-templated transcription. The record is from RefSeq and is a predicted model, not a curated record.